UUUUUACAUUUUUUUUCUCAACAGAAGUUUUAUGAAUCCACAUGAGCCUUUCAGAAUCCCAGAUGAUCUUCAUGAACAAGUUGUGAUAUUUGAAGCAUUGUAUAAUACUGCUUCUUCUAACAACAGUUAUCAGAGAAUUUUGGACAGUUACCCAGAUCCAACUUGUGAAAGCUUAUAUGACUAUUUUUCUCAAAUCUUGGAAGAACAUGGUCCCAUGGAAAUUGAUAAUCCACUAUUAGUUGGGGAAUAUGAAGAUUUCCCAGCAGACACUCGUAGGAUAGUGGAGAAUGCUGGUGGUCUAAAAUCUUUUCUUCUGGGAUCUCUACGUUUUGUUAUGGUGGAUGAUCUUAUUGGACUGAUGAAACAUGCAGUUAUGCUGCAGGAAAAUGCAGAACUCAUUGAAAUUGAUGAAAACAAUUAUUCAGAGAGCCUAUACUGUCAAAAAAACAAAAACAAUUUCCAUAGCAUUUCCAGUUUAAAUCCAACUGCUAAGGAAUUUAAGCCUCUCUCUUUUAUUAAUAAGCCUUAUAUUUCAACAUCUCCAAAUAAUUUAGAAUAUGUGACUGCUAGCCAUUCCUCAUUUAGUCCUUUUGCUUCCUCAUAUUCUUUUUCUAGUCAGACAACUGACACUGCACCAGUGGCAAGUAUAUCUUUGUCUCCAACUGUACCUGACGAUUAUACAAUAAUUCUGAAUAAAAUUCAUUCAGAAUAUGUAAAUGAGAGACUACCUCGUUUUUACUCAAGUGCCAUUGAUGCCAGAUAUUUCUAA
Messenger RNA from Notechis scutatus (mainland tiger snake), 769 nucleotides. Lineage: Eukaryota; Metazoa; Chordata; Lepidosauria; Squamata; Elapidae. The record is from RefSeq and is a predicted model, not a curated record.